Messenger RNA from Brassica oleracea var. oleracea, 725 nucleotides. Its product is annotated as protein C2-DOMAIN ABA-RELATED 1. NCBI's taxonomy places the organism in Eukaryota, Viridiplantae, Streptophyta, Magnoliopsida, Brassicales, Brassicaceae. The transcript is spliced from 3 exons. The record is from RefSeq and is a predicted model, not a curated record. The coding region runs from base 68 to 574 and encodes 168 amino acids.
AUAUACCAACUCGAGAGACAAGUUUAAUCACAGAAAAAAAAAGUUUGCUGUUGAACAGAAAAAAACAAUGGAGAAUCUAUUGGGACUUCUCAGAAUUCAUGUGAAAAGAGGUGUGAAUCUCGCCAUUAGAGAUAUCUCAAGCAGUGAUCCUUACGUCGUCGCUCACUCAGGAAAACAGAAGCUUAAAACACGCGUGGUGAAACACAGUCUUAACCCCGAGUGGAACGACCAUUUAACGCUUUCUGUGACCGAUCCAAAUCUCCCUGUUAAACUUACGGUUUAUGACUAUGACGUGCUCUCGGCUGAUGACAAGAUGGGUGAAGCUGAGUUUAACAUUGCUCAAUAUCUUGAAGCCAUUAAAUUCCGCCAUACGCUCGAAGGAGGACUUCCCGAUGGGACGAUAAUAAUGAAGAUAGAACCGAGCAGACAAAAUUGUUUGUCUGAAGAGAGUCAUAUUGUGUGGAACCAAGGCAAACUUGUUCAGAAUAUGUUCCUUAGGCUUCAGCACGUGGAAUGUGGAGAAGUCGAGAUACAGCUCGAGUGGAUCGAUAUCCCCGGUUCAAGGGGUAUUUAAGUCAGACCCCGCUUAGGACGUGUGCUGAUAGUGCAAAUGCACAGAACCCCACAUUUUUAUUAGUUUUUCUUCCUCUUUUAAGUCUUAAUUGAUUCUUUGUAAGAAAAAGUUUUUAUAGACCCAAAAUUUGAUUUAAAGAAUUUGGGCAGCA